AUGGAAAAUCUUCAUCUCAUUGAAGUCGCCGGGGAAGAGGCUGUCGGUCCAAGGACUGAAACUGCAGCACCUGAAAACAAAGGUGAAGCAGAGAAAUCUGGUAAUGCUGUGAAGGAGGACAGCGAGAAUCCACCUCCGCCAAAAGUUCGCAAAAGGCCAGAGGUUAUCCCUGCAAAUGAGAUUGGAGUCACAUUUGCAGACAUUGGUGCAUUGGAUGAUAUUAAAGAAUCACUUCAGGAGUUGGUCAUGCUCCCACUUCGAAGACCAGAACAUUUCAAAGGUGGGCUUCUUCAGCCUUGUAGAGGCAUAUUGCUUUUUGGUACUCCUGGCACUGGAAAUACAAUGCUGGCAACAAAAGCCAUUGCAAAUGAAGCGGGGGAGCAAGUUUUAUCAAUGUCUCGAAGUCCACCGUCACUUCAAAAUGGUUUGGAGAAGAUGAAAAAAUAG
Prunus mume (Japanese apricot) is the source of this 447-nucleotide messenger RNA. Lineage: Eukaryota; Viridiplantae; Streptophyta; Magnoliopsida; Rosales; Rosaceae. The record is from RefSeq and is a predicted model, not a curated record.